This is a messenger RNA of Mercenaria mercenaria, 3345 nucleotides long. RefSeq lists its product as uncharacterized. NCBI's taxonomy places the organism in Eukaryota, Metazoa, Mollusca, Bivalvia, Venerida, Veneridae. The transcript has 14 exons. Bases 753 to 2426 code for a protein of 557 amino acids. The record is from RefSeq and is a predicted model, not a curated record.
UGAUGCAAAUUAUUUAGUGCCCUUGUAUCUUGUUUUGUCCACCUGUCAUUUAUGACGCUCGAUUGGACACUUUUGUUUACAACUGGAACAUGAAAUUCAGUAAAGAUACAGAAAUAGAUAGCAUAUACGUGAAAGAUAUGCAUUAUAACAAUGACAUCUAUUUCUGACCUCUAUCCUAGUAAGCAUGAAUUAUCAACGACUUUACUAACAAGGUCGCAGGAGUUGUCUUCACUUUCUGAAAAUGGCAUACAUUUCAAGACAUUUAAUAUUUGUGAUUAUUAACUGUAUAAUUUGUGUUCAAGUUGCAAAAGGGAAAAACAGAUUUUAAUUGCAAGAAAGUAUUUCUUAACUUGGCCCAAGCUCAGUAAUGUUUAUUCGUAGAUUUUGAAUAUUUUACAGUGUAUCUGUCGAAAGAGUCAGUUCUUAUAAUUCAUAAAAAUAAUUCAAUGGAAAUUUUUGAUAUUUUUCAGUUUAAGUGACAUAUUCACCUUUGAUUUAAUAUUUCAGUUGUAAAGGAUAUAAGUGCGGAAAAGCCAUCUUCAUUUUAUUUAUCAAAGUAUGCAUCUAUAAAAUAGCAUACGUUAGUCUUUACGUGUCAUUUGAGUAUUAACGCUAACUUAUGUCCUAUUUAUUUGCUAAAUUGAAGUGUUUACUGUAGCUGUAAAAAAUAUUGUUCACUUAAUUAUAUAUUCUGUUUGCAACUAAGCAAAAGCUUAUUUUAAAGUAGUUUUAUUGUUCAAUUUUACUUCAAUAUGUCUUAUUCAGUGUUACUUACCAUCAUGAAGUUACUAGUGACAUUAUCAAUGCUGUUUUGUAUAUGGCUUGGAAGUUCCGGUCAGACCACCACCUCGACCCAAGAUAAAGACAGGUGUAGUAUUAAUGUGUUCGAUAAUUGCACAGAUGAAUUUACAUCCCUUGUGUAUAACGUCACAGAAAACGAAGUAAACUUUGAUAAAGAUGCUCUACUGAACUUCUACUGCAGCUCUAAUAUUACGGAGAUAAUACAAUGCUUGAGGGACCAUUUAGAUCCGACGUGUGGCCCAGAUACUGCAGCCUACACCAUAAAUAGAACACUGGCUAGUAUACCUCCUGAGUUUUCAUACGACAAGUUCUGUCGUAAUGACAGUAAGAAAGACUUUGACGAACUGGUUACAUGCCAAACGUUGUUUCCAAAUGUUAAAGGCUAUGCUGACUGCAUUACUGGUGUAACACUAAAUAAGACCCUUGAUCCUACAGACAUAUGCAACUUUUUGAACAGUACAUUGGGAUGCUCGUACAAAUACACAAAGAUUAUGUGCCCUAAUUCUACGAACGCAUUCAAAGAAUUCACAGCAAUCAACACUGUACCUUGUAAUCUUGAGUUUGAAAAUAGUCCGGAGGCGAUGUCGUGUGACGAUAACAUGGAGAAAGCAUGUUCCGUGGCUUAUAAACCACCUCCAUUUGACAGUACUACUGGUGAAUUUAUAGAAUUUAUAUGUAGCGAACGGAGCCGAGAAUUACAGCAAUGUCUUCGCAAAGUGUUUGCGAUGUGUAAAGACAAAAAUGGUUACAACAUUUCUUCAAUCACUAGCGAUAUUCAACUUUAUGAAACUCAAACGGCCAUGUUUUGUUCCAACAACAAAGAACAAAACGCAUUGAAGAAGUGUCAAGCAAUGUUUCCUAAAGUCAGUGCCUUUCAAGAUUGCGUAACUGGAAAAAGUCUGAACAAAACGAUUGACCCAGCUGAUCUGUGCAACUUCCUCCAGAACUCAGUCGGAUGUACUUACAAGUAUACAAAUCUGAUGUGCCCAGAAUCUUUGGACGCAUUUAAUAAAUCUGCUGCUAUUUCAUCUAACUGCCAGCUAAAGAUAGAUAAGACUGAAGUUGUCAGCACUUGCGACAAUAACAUUGACCAAGCCUGCAGCGUUGCGUUUAGUCCACCUGUAACCAACGAUCCUGAAGUAUAUGUUCAGUUCAUAUGUAGUGGCCGAGCUGAAGGAUAUUCAGCAUGUGUCCAGAAAGUAGAUAGAUUAUGUGAUUCUGCUAUCAAUGACGUCUCCGCAGUGCUGACAUAUUCUCAGUCCAGCGAAAAUCAAACAGAGAGGAUCAUAUGUGCCGACAAAACAAGUUAUAAAGCUUUUGCAAAAUGUUUAACGAGAUACAGUGGCUCAGACGAAUAUAUUAAGUGUGUAUCAAAAGAGGACUCUAAUGACACGUGUAGUAUCCAUACGUGCAGCCGAAACUCCAUCCAAAAGAUGUGCCCCUUAAGUGCAGAAUUCUACAAUAAGCUCUUUUACACUGCAUUGGUAGAAUGUAAGAUUAUAUCUGCGACAACCACCUCAGGGACAGUUGAUAUACCAACAACAGUUUCGUCGAGCAGUAAUCUACAAUUAUCAUUUCUGGCGCUUACAUUCCCUGUUUGGUGUGCUUUGGUUCGAGUUUCUUAGGUUUGGCAGGGAGAAGUCAGCACUGUCUGCUGUAAAAAUUAGAUUGUGCGUGAAAACUUUUAACUGUUGCACACAAUGAAUAUAUAUCGGGUGACAUUAAUAAAAGUGACACUUUUGAUGAUGCAUUGUGACGUGAUUUGAAUUUCAAGUGAUAGUGUAAUAUAGAAACCCCAGUUCUGAGCAUGAGGUGUCAACAGUAGCAACUUUCAACAUAUCUAGUCAACAUAUAAAACUUUUCUAUCUAUUUGUACCUUUACAACACCAGAACUGUAUCAUGUUAAUAGCAUUUCUGUUUAUUGCAAGCAUAGACCUUAUUAUAGGAAACACCUUUUUAAUGGAUGAACUACAAACUUUCAAAUAAUGACAUUUGCCAAUUUUGUGUACGAAUAUGAAAAGUGAAAACUCUAGUAGCACAGAAUAUAAAGUGUAAAGAUAACCACGUGUGGUCAGAAUGUGUAAUUUGUAAAAUAAAAUUUAGAGUAAACGACAGCAGAUAUGAAGAGCAGAUGGAGAUCUAAAUUAGACAAAAAUGGCGGGAUACUGCAGAAUGUUGUUUCAAAUGAUCUAGUAACACGAUAACGGUAAAUUGGCCUUAUCACUGCCAUCAAGUUUGAAACUGCUGAGAGGUGUCUACAAUUGGAAAAGUUGCUAUAUGACUUAAAUCAUAUUGGUGUGACUCUAAAUUCAACAUCAAACAUGUUUGAUAGGUCCCUAAAAACGUGAGCAAUACUUGGGUUUGUGUAAUGAGGUGUGGCUUAAAGCGGCGCAACAUUGCCAGUAAAAUACACUGCGUGCAAUGCUUCCCAGGCAAAUGAUGUAUUUCAUUUACAAAAUAUGAUAUUGUAAACAAUUAAAAGAUAUCAUCCAUGUUUUUGAUAUUAUUUUUAUACGUAAAUAAAAAAUAUGUAAAUAAAAAACA